GUGCGCAGAUGUCGCAGCAGAUGCACUCAGACGCCCCCACCCGUCCAGGCGGAGCAGGAGUUGGAGGUGACGGUGAAAAUUCGACAGAGCUCGUUCAGCAGAUUUUGCGCGUACCUCGCGACCACGGAGUGGUCACAGUCUUCCGUGACAGCAAAAUACUCACCACAUGGGCCUACGCAAUGCUGAAGACCAAUUUAGUUUAUGACACCGAGAAAACGUUUCCAGGAGUUCUGACUAGCCUGUCGCGCUUGCCAGUGGACCGGCCGUAUCUUUACAUUCCUCACGGCACCUACCUUAACCUACCAGCUCACACAAGAGCUGUUAGCUGCUCUGUCAAGGUAACCCCUCAUGGUUUACGCACGCCAUGGAAGACGGGCUCUUCGGUUGUCCAACCCGUCAACUCUGACAUGCUAGUUUAUGGCCUUAGCUCCGUCGGACUGAACCACUACUUGGAUACCGGCAUGUGUCGUGUGAAGAAAGGCGAGACAAACAACCCGAUGAAGCCACAGUCUUAUUUACCAUUUCAGGAGAAGGACCACUCGGAUCUGGCUAAGAGCUACUGGGGUCUAAAGAUCACACCCGGAAACGAGGAUGACGAUAGCGAUGACGAAAAGAGCAUACCUGCCUGCAUGGGUGUACCACGUCACAACUUUGCUUACGACUUUAUUCACAUUCACAAGGCAAGUCCCCGCUUGACCAAGUUCGUAAACCAGUUUCCGUUCAAAGGUCACGUGGGCACACCUAUAGUCAACUAUGAGUACCAGUUUGGAAGUGACGCAUGGCUAAAGAUGGGUCCAACUUAUAACGCGGGAAACGAGUUGCUAACUCGUACACACCUUGGCCUGCCUGCUGACGUUGUAUCCUACACCACUAGCAACAUGUCAAACUACGAAUCGUACGAGCAAAAGCCAGAUACCAACAUCACCAUGCGGCUUCGACCCGACGAUAUGCACACGCGCCACGUGAAGUAUUUGGACCCUAUGGAAAAUACUUACUUCACCCGAGGUUUAAAAACGAUGGCGCACUCAACUAUUCAACCAAGUUUGAGUUUUGGGGUAUUGGCAGUAAGCAAGUCUAACAAGGACGACCCAGGCAGUACUGAAACCUUUCAAGACAUUGCCGCCUUUUUUCAAAUUGACACAGAACUGGUGGUUCACUCUGACGUAGACACCAUAGUUGCCGACAGUGUUACUUUACCCUCGAACGUGGGGCCUUACUUGCGUCACUCCAACGAAAACAUCAAAGCAAGUUACAACAGCCUCACACGUCACGGACGUCCAGUCAACCUCGCUCGCACGGAGUCCGAAGUUACCGAGCACAAGGCAGAGCUUUCCCAGGGACAAACUACAAAGCUUAUUGGUUCGAGCGACGAGAACAGUACCUAUGACAUUAAUGAAACCCUGGCGGCAUUUGCGGAACCUGAUCGAGGCGUGGGAGAAGUAUCAGAUCCAAACGUGUCCGAACCAGGAACAGGGGUUGGAGGAGAUGGAAAAAGUUUACAACCCCCUCCACGCUGGGCACUGCAGCUACAGUCAGUUCCAAAACGAAGAAAGCUUGUGCAUGAUGUGUUUCCCGCUCGAGACGACGGAGAAGCUGAGACAAUUUGUCACGACAUUAUCAGAGGAUUCGAGCAAGGGCCCACCCAGUACGGAAUCGCUGCCGUCGCACUCCACACACGAGGAACUACACUCCCACACGUCCACGUCUUACACGACUGCAGCUGGAGCAAUGGCACAUGCCGAUGUGUUAUCUUCGCUGGCUUCGUCAGACGACCAAAUCGCUCGUCAAUUUGGUCUACAAGCGCCAGUGCAUGGGACCUCUACCAUCUCGUCAAGUAUUUCAAUAGUGAGCCCCGAGUAUUGGAAUACAUUAAAAUGGGAGGAAAUGAUUGGGGUCGCGACGUUAGAAAUGAAGUUUUGGGACAACUCGAAGGUUCUGGACACGAGCCCGGGCGAGUUUUGGAAAUACUGUACCCGAAACUUCCGCAUUCAGUUGCAUGUGACGACGCCCAUGGAGGUCAGACGAGCGGUGGAGACACUGACGAGGUACGCGCAAGAACGGGUGCAAAGUGCCGAAAACGUUCAAAAGGAGCGUCGGAAGAAUCCAUCUACGACUGGCUACGCGAAAACCCCGUAUCGCCGUUGACAAACAUUGUGCGCACCCCCAAGUGGCUGGCAGACCCGGUGUUUCGGUUCAUUCGCCUGGACGACAAGCGCCUCCAACGAGCUAUCCAGGUGUUUAAUGACGAAAUGUGCUCGUACACCACCUUGGACUUUAUUGAAAUGUACCAGCACACCCAGCCUCUCUUUGAUGCCCCACACGGUGACCUCGCUACCUUUUACAUGGAUGUGCCCGCGUCAUUUGAUGCCAUGAUGGAACUAUUAAACUUUCAGUUUAAUGGCAUCCACGAGGAAGUGUCGGCCUUUGUAAACAACCUAUAUAGCCUGGUCGAGAAGGCGGUCCCCAAGAAAAACUGUAUGGAGAUUGUGUCCCCUCCGAGUGCAGGAAAAAACUUUUUUUUUGACCCCGUUCUUUCCUUUUACAUUAACCGCGGUACGAUCCGCAACUUUAACCGCUACACUAGCUUUCCGCUUCAGGACACCGUGGGCCGUCGCAUCCUGGUGUGGAACGAGCCAAACUGUGAGUCGUCUGCUUUUGAUACUGUUAAAAAAAUUUUUGGCGGUGACGUAGAUUCGGUGGCGGUCAAGUACUCGGCUGAUCAGACCAUUUCCAGGACGCCCGUCAUUGUGCUCUCGAACAACGAGGUGUUUCCAGAUGACGAGGCCUUCAACCACCGCAUGUGGCGCUACAAGUGGCGAGCGUGUCCUCCACUAAAGAAAUACGACAAGAAGAUCCACCCGAUGGCCCUGGUCCUCCUGUUUGAUGCUUUUGUACUCGAAGAAACAUACGUCGGCACGCGCCAGCUUGAUCAAUAAACAGCUUU
Messenger RNA from Rhipicephalus sanguineus (brown dog tick), 2944 nucleotides. RefSeq lists its product as uncharacterized. The coding region runs from base 9 to 2936 and encodes 975 amino acids. The transcript has 2 exons. Gene Ontology annotation, biological process: viral genome replication. NCBI's taxonomy places the organism in Eukaryota, Metazoa, Arthropoda, Arachnida, Ixodida, Ixodidae. The record is from RefSeq and is a predicted model, not a curated record.